CUGAUGUCACCCGCCAGAGCAUCCAGAUCUUGCUGCAGACACAAGGUUUCCCCCCUCUCUCUCUGUUUCCGAAGCUUGUUGGCAACUGGACCAUUCCCUGUUAGCAAUUGCAAGACAAAAGAACAGAGAUGAAUUGGACGACACAGAGGAACAUCAGAAGAAAAUCCCAGAAAGAAUCACCAUGAAACCUCACCAUCUUCGUCAUCGUAAUUAUCAUCGUAUCACCCUCUUCCUAACUCUUUCCUUUAUUGCCUCUGCCACAGCUGCAAUCCACCGUUUGAUCGGAGCAGAAAGCAACCCCAGAAGAAUCCUCCACGAGCCACUAUUUCCGGUGACUUCAACCCCACAGCCGGAAGAGGAAUCCCCACCCCCGCCGGACAGCUCUGUCCUUCCCAAUCCCGACCAGCCAUUCCUUCCUGAGUCUCCCUCUGGCCCGACCCCGGACCAGGUUCAGCCGGCGCCGCCAUCGCCCCUGUUACCGGCUAAUGGCACUGCCGUGGCGAACUCGAUCGCCUCGCAGUCCAGCAAGCCUGCCAAGAAGAAAGUGGCAAUUGCAAUCUCGGUUGGGAUUGUCACUCUGGGCAUGUUGUCAGCUUUGGCAUUCUACCUCUACAAGCACAGGGCAAAGCACUCCGGUGAAUCUCAAAAGCUCGUCGGAGAAAAUUCCCAGAGGUUUCGCGACGAAUCGAGAAUGCCACCUUCAACUUUGCUGUAUAUUGGGACGGUCGAGCCAUCGAGCCGAUCAUCGGUCGGUGAGACAAAUGCAGCAAAUGUGUCUCCAUACCGGAAACUCAGCUCAUCAAAAAGGUCUGAUCGGUAUAGGCCAAGUCCAGAUCUUCAACCACUUCCACCGUUGUCAAAGCCUCCACUUCCAGUCCUGAAUUCGCCUCCGCCAAUGUCAUCAUCGGAUGAGGAGAGCCACGAGACCGCGUUUUACACGCCGCAGGGCUCGUCUGUGAGCAACGAAGAGGGGUCUUACGCGCAUGGUUCACGAUCAAGGCAUCCACGCAAUGGCAAUGGCUUAGUUACUCGGGCUGGAGCUGAAAAUCAUGCCAAGAAUGGUGCUCAUCAUCCUUAUUCUAAGAGGACUUCAGCCAGGUCGUCGCGCCUUUCGGCUUCAUCCCUUGACAUGAAACAAACCAUCAUUCCAUCAAUUAAGGAGCCUCGGCUGUUAUCGCCGCCAAAACAACCAACAGCAGCGCUGCCUUCUCAAGCAGAGAGCCAAGAAUCAAGAUUUAGGCAGAGUCCACAGUCAUCGUAUAAUUCAAAUUCUCCAAGAAGACCAAAGUUCCCUUCGCUGCCACCACCACCUAAUCUGGCACAUCUGCAGGUGGUCAACAGCCAACCAAUGCACGCAUCUAAAAUUCCAGUUCCCCCUCCACCGCCACCACCUCCACCUCCGCCUCCAGCACCGCCACGACCACCAUUAUCAGCACCAAGGAAAUUAGGAGGUUUAGAGACAAGAAUCUGCUCAAUAUCUUCCCAAGGUUUGAGAAAGCCACAACAAUCAGUAAUUCUCGAUUCCAAAGCCAAUUCCAGAGUUGAGAAAAUAAGGAUGGUUGAAGAAGCUAAUAAAGGUCGUAGUUCUUCAGAGAGGACUGAUACUGAUGACACAGAGGAAUUAAAACCUAAAUUGAAACCACUGCAUUGGGACAAAGUAAGGGCAACUUCAGACAGAAUAACAGUGUGGGACCAGCUGAAAUCUAGCUCCUUUCAGUUGAAUGAGGACAUGAUGGAGACUCUUUUUGGAUGUAAUUCCACAAAUUCAGUCCCGAAAGAGACAACUAGAAAAUCAGUUCUUCCUCCAGUUGAACGUGAAAACAGAGUGCUGGACCCCAAGAAGUCGCAGAACAUAGCUAUACUUUUACGAGCUCUGAACGUGACACAAGAUGAGGUGACUGAAGCACUCAUAGAUGGAAACCCAGACAGCUUGGGAGCUGAGCUUUUGGAAACCUUGGUAAAGAUGGCUCCAACCAAAGAAGAAGAAAUAAAACUAAGAGACUAUAAAAGUGACGUCUUAAAAUUAGGGUCUGCAGAGAGAUUUCUUAAGGCAGUACUUGACAUACCAUUUGCUUUUAAAAGAGUUGAAGCAAUGCUAUACAGGGAAAACUUUGACACAGAAGUAAAGUAUUUGAGAAAGUCCUUUGAAACUCUAGAGGCAGCAAGUGGGGAAUUGAAGAAUAGCCCCUUGUUCCUCAAACUCCUUGAAGCAGUUCUCAGGACAGGAAACAGAAUGAAUGUCGGUACCAAUCGUGGUGAUGCUAAAGCUUUUAAGCUUGAUACGCUGUUAAAAUUAGUAGAUAUUAGGGGCACAGAUGGGAAGACAACUUUACUCCACUUUGUCGUCCAGGAGAUUGUCAGAUCAGAAGCUGAAGCUUCUGAUUCUACAGCUGAAAAACUUUCCAAUCAAAUCAAUUCUAAAUUAGAGGAGGAUUUCAGGAAGCAAGGACUCCAAGUGGUUGCUGGCUUAAGCAGAGAACUUGGUAAUGUCAAACUAGCAGCAGGGAUGGACUCAGAUGUCUUGAGCAGCUACGUCUCAAAACUUGAAAUAGGGCUUGAGAAAAUAAGGGUGGAUUUGCAAUUUCAGAAGCCGGACGCACAAGGGAAAUUCUUAGAAUCAAUGGAAAUGUUUCUGAAAAAGGCAGAAGAGGAAAUUGCAUGCAUAAAGUCUGAUGAAAGAAAGGUCCUGUCCUUGGUGAAAGAGGUGACAGAGUAUUUUCAUGAUAAUGCUGCUAAGGAAGAAGCCCAUCCUUUCAGGAUCUUCAUGAUUGUGAGAGACUUCCUGUCCAUAUUGGAUCGUGUGUGCAAGGAUGUAGGGAAGAUGAAUGACAGUGUAAUGGUGGGUUCCGCUAGAUCUUUCCGUAUAGCUGCAACUGCAUCUUUACCUGUUCUGAACAGAUACAAUGUGAGACAAGUUAGUUCAGAUGAAGAAAGCUCAACGCCAUGAACAUAUGUGAAUAUGAUGCAGUGACAUUUUGCGUGAAGCAGUUUUGUGGGUAAUUUAGAUUCCUGAAGGAUUGUGAUAGUGAGGAAGUUGAAGGACACUAUAAGAAAUGGCUCUUAUUAGCAAAGUUAAUUCCCAAUUACACUUUGCAUGAGGGAAAUUUCACCUCAAAUCAAUCUGGCUUUUUCCAGAUAAAGAAGAAUAUAUGAACGGAAAUGGAAAGAAAAGGGUUAUAUGUUAAAUAAGAACAAGCUGUGGGUGUUUCCAUCCAACCACAUGGAAGCAACACCAGAGGUUAUUGACAUUCCAGCAAUCAGGUACCACACACACACAUUGCCAAUAAAGAGGGCUACUCUGGUUUGUGCUCCAACACGUACCAUAAUUAAGAUUGUCUUUUUCAUUUUAAAUACACCUGAGAAGAAAUGUAGAGUUUAAUGCUGUGCGCUUUCAUUUAUUGAUUUCUCAUUGAUUAUUAGGAAAAAUAAAAUGUGCUAUAUAAUUGGGUUGCUUCACAUCUAGACUCACCUUAGUGGAUAGAUUUUAGAUUGUGAUCAGGAAUUAUUACUACAGUGACUGUAUCAAGCAAACAAACAGCUAUUAAGUUCUGCAAACCACAGACGACCUAGCUUUUGGUUUCUUGAGAAUGCCCGCCACUCUAUUCAAAUCUUCUCCACCGGAGAAUGAAGAUCUCAAAUAGAAAAGGAGUAAGCGGGGAAACAAAAGAAGGCGUGCACAAAGCUAUGAACACCACCUGACUG
Molecule: messenger RNA, 3702 nt
Organism: Diospyros lotus (date-plum)
Lineage: Eukaryota; Viridiplantae; Streptophyta; Magnoliopsida; Ericales; Ebenaceae
Product: formin-like protein 6
Exons: 4
Coding region: 182-2947 (921 amino acids)
Biological process (GO): actin nucleation; actin cytoskeleton organization
Molecular function (GO): actin filament binding
Source: RefSeq, a predicted model, not a curated record